This is a messenger RNA of Cladophialophora psammophila CBS 110553, 3372 nucleotides long. RefSeq lists its product as uncharacterized. The record is from RefSeq and is a predicted model, not a curated record. NCBI's taxonomy places the organism in Eukaryota, Fungi, Ascomycota, Eurotiomycetes, Chaetothyriales, Herpotrichiellaceae. The transcript has a single exon. The coding region runs from base 1 to 3372 and encodes 1123 amino acids. Gene Ontology annotation, cellular component: cytoplasm. Gene Ontology annotation, molecular function: ATP-dependent chromatin remodeler activity; protein binding; ATP binding.
AUGGACGACAUAUCCGAUCCGUCUCUGCUCGCCGAGAUUGAAGAUAUCUGCGAUGAGAUCGCCUUCAACGAGGCUAUUCUCGAGAGCUUGAAUGACAACGGUGGGAACAACAGCGAGGACGAAGAACAGAGAAGGACAACACGGAAAGAGCUAAAGAGACUGCAUAAACAUAUCCGUGUUCUUCUACCAGCAUCGAAACACGAACAACACAGUGACCUCCCCCUCAGAGAGUUGGACCAUGAGGUCACAGCCCACCCACGUCGUGCUAGUCACAACUCGCAACAUCCACGACAGAACGAUCCUGGUCCUUCCGGCCAUCUUAUGCCUCCGCCCAAACACGGCCUAGCGAGCGGCAAACGCCAAAGACGAGACAGCCAAGGUGACGACCGGCCGGGUUCCAAAUCUCGACGAACAAGUCCGAGUCCUGGCUCAGCACGCACUGUCGCCCCAUCUCCAGCCACUUCCUCCGCUAGUCUAGGUAGUCUAGAAGAUCUGUUCAAUGAUGAUGACUUACUCUCCGGGGGUUUCUCUCGAGAGGACAUUGAACGGAACCAGGACUACUGGAAGAGACGGGAGUCACAAAAGCAGCAGGAGGAGAACGAUGCCAGACUUGCCGAGCUUCUCUCUCAGGAAUGGUCUGAGGAUGCAGCCACGGAUGCAACGCAAUCCAAUGCUCCACGUCAGUCUGCGUACACUCAAUCAUUUUUCAAGACCGACGGCAGUAUCAAUCGACCUCCCGCCAACCAGCGUUCGUCCUCCCAUGACAAUAUUCGAUCGCUUCAACCUAUCAAGACGGAACCCUCCAUUCAUACCACUCGACCGUUGACAUCUGUCAAGGCAGAGACUUCGAGCCCGAGAGCGAUUGACGCCGAACCUGGCCCUGGCUCCUUGAUAGCGAUACCUGGGGCUUUCCCGGACGGGCAAGCCUACAGCAGCGUCGGCGGGAGACCGGUGUACUCCAUCCCAAGGGCAUCCGACUAUCUCACAAUUGAGUAUGCCAGCGAUGAGGAUCAGGGUUCCCCUCCUUCCUCAGGCCACCCCAAUUCCUUUGGGUAUGGAUAUCGAGAAGCUGCUCAAACCCAGGAACAAUUAAAGGAGCUGUUACAGCACAUCAGGCCGGACGAGGAGCUCACUGCGGAUCAAAUGCCACAGCAGCCGCCAGAGCUGAAGGCGGUCCUUAUGCCUCAUCAACUUAGCGGUCUCGCAUGGAUGAAACGGAUGGAAGAAGGCACCAACAAAGGUGGCAUUCUAGCAGACGAUAUGGGGCUCGGUAAGACGCUACAGAGUAUUGCCUUGAUGCUCGAGCGGCCACCAGCCGACAACAAGCAGUCCCCUACCCUUGUCGUAGCACCUGUGGCACUGAUGCAUCAGUGGAAACGAGAAAUCGAGAAGAUGGUUCGACCACAAUUUCGCCUGAAUGUCUUUAUCCUCCAUGGAGAAAGUCGCAAAGCUACGUGGUCCGCUCUGAAGGCCUACGACGUAGUUCUGACCACAUACGGGUUGCUUGCAUCGGAGCUGAAACGCAAAAUAGCCCUAGAUGAAAAGGUUAAGAGAUUGAAGGAUUAUCGACCGUCGGUUGCCGAAGACUGCCCCGUACUGGGGGACAGAUCCCGAUUUCACCGUGUGAUACUCGACGAAGCGCAGAACAUUAAGAAUAGAAAUGCAAAAGCAGCUCUAGCGGCCUGUCGCAUUCAGGCAGAGCAUCGUUGGGCUCUUACAGGAACACCGAUGCAAAAUUCGACUGAGGAGAUUUUCAGCCUUAUCAAGUUCACUCGGAUUCGACCCUAUAAUCAGUGGGAGAACUUCAGAAGAUCUAUUGCGAAUCCGCUCAAACGCAGAUAUGGUGUUCAAAGGGACACCGCCAUGACAACACUUCAAGCGCUCCUUCGUGCUAUUCUCUUGAGGCGAACAAAGCAAUCUAAGAUACAUGGUCAGCCAAUUCUCCAGCUCCCUCCUAAAGAGACCAGAGAGGACCGGGUCGCCUUCGACCAGGACCAGCUUGAUUUCUACAAAGCUUUGGAGACAAAUGCUCAAAUCCAGGUAAACAAAUAUCUGCAGAAAGGAACCCUCGGCCGAAAUUACUCUCAGGCUUUACUUCUGCUUCUUCGACUUCGUCAGGCCUGCUGUCACCCGGCCCUUGUUAUAGCAGGCAAAGACUUUAUCCAACUUCCUGGGGGAGAACUGGAUACGGAUGCGCUAAUCCGCAAUGCAGAGCAGCUCGAUGUGAAGGUUGUUGAACGGCUGAAACAAACCGACGCUUACGAAUGUCCCAUUUGUAUUGAUGUCACGGAGAAUCCAUCAUUGUUCUUUUGUGGGCAUACUACAUGUGGAGACUGUCUCAACCAGCUAGUUGAGCAGGCGGCGAACGGCGAGAACAACGUACCUCCACAGUGCCCUCAAUGUAGGGCAAGGAUUGAUGUUAGCAACGUCACGGAUUACACCAGUUUUCUUCGCGUCCACUGUCCAGAUCGUGCGGAUGUACAAGAGCUGGAGGACAGUAAUACCGACUCCGAAUCUGACACCGACAAUUACAGCAGUGACGAUUCCGAUGAAGGUGAUGAUCUCGACGGUUUCAUUGUGUACGAUGAUGUUGAAGAUGACUCUCAAGAUGAAUCGAAGGAAAAUUCAAAGACACAAUCGACGAAAUCCGGAUCCAAGAAAGGGAAGGGAAAACGCAAGUCAAAGGUAAGAGCCAAAGAACCAUUCAAGAGUCUUGCACAGCUUCGAAAAGAAGGCAUGCGCAACAAAGCCGCGAAACGAAAGUACUUGAAACGGCUCCGGAAGAAUUUCCACCCUUCAGCAAAAAUCACGCGCACCAUGGAGCUUCUAGAAAAAAUCAAAGGCCACGGACAGAACGAGAAGACGAUCAUCUUUUCGAAUUUCACGUCGUUCCUAGAUCUGGUGGAGUUGCCUCUGUGGAAACACAAAGAUUUCUGCAACUACGUCCGUUACGACGGCUCCAUGAGCGCCGCGGACCGCAACGACGCAGUCCUCGAAUUCACCGACAACCCUGACUGCAACGUAAUCUUGGUCAGCUUGAAGGCCGGCAAUGCAGGCUUGAACCUGACGGCUGCCAAUCACGUCAUUAUGCUUGAUCCCUUCUGGAAUCCGUUCGUCGAGUACCAAGCGGCGGACCGAUGCUACCGGAUUGGACAAACCAAAGACGUCACCAUCCACCGGGUCCUCAUUGGUGAAGGAGAUUCCGAUCGGCCUCCUAACCCUUCAGGCUUCACGGUUGAGGAUCGGAUUCUGCAGCUCCAAGAGCGAAAGCGUGAACUCGUUGAAACUGCCCUUGACGAAUCAGCUGGUCGUGAAGUGUCGAGACUUGGUGUGCGGGAGUUGGGCUAUCUUUUCGGGCUCAAUGCCCUCUGA